Molecule: messenger RNA, 879 nt
Organism: Triticum turgidum subsp. durum (durum wheat)
Lineage: Eukaryota; Viridiplantae; Streptophyta; Magnoliopsida; Poales; Poaceae
Source: the annotation of a GenBank genome assembly
AUGGAGUCCACGCCGGCGCCUCCUCUCCUGACGCCGCACAAGAUGGGCCAGUUCGACCUCUCGCACAGGCAUUGCAACCAGUCAGCACAGUUUCCAUUCAUGCCAUCGGUUGUGCUGGCACCACUGACGAGGCAACGGUCCUACGGCAACGUGCCACAGCCACACGCAAGGGUGUACUACGCGCAGCGGGCAACCAAGGGCGGGCUGCUCAUCGCGGAGGCGACCGGAGUGUCGGACACGGCGCAGGGGUACAAGGACGCCCCUGGCGUAUGGACGGAGGAGCAGGUCGACGCGUGGAAACCCGUGGUCGACGCCGUGCACGCCAAGGGUGCACUCUUCUUCUGCCAGAUAUGGCACGCCGGACGCGUCUCAAACUAUAAGUUACAACCAAAUGGGCAGGCGCCGAUAUCGAGCACCGACAAGCAGGUUAGUCCUCAGAUGAGCGCCGAUGGUCGUCUCGAGGAGUUCUCGCCGCCGAGGAGUCUCGCAAAGGACGAGAUACCCAAUGUGGUCGAUGACUUCAGAAAAGCUGCAAGGAACGCCAUCGCAGCUGGGUUCGACGGUGUUGAGAUCCACGGUGCCUAUAGCUACAUCAUUGAUCAGUUCCUCAAGGACAGCGCGAACGACCGCACCAACGAGUACGGUGGCAGCCUCGACAACCGAUGCCGCUUCGCGCUAGAGGUGGUGGACGCCGUCGUCGGGGAGGUGGGCGGCCACCGCGUGGGCAUCCGUCUGUCUCCCUUCACCGACUACAUGGACUGCCAUGACUCGGACCCUCAGGCUCUCGCCCUCCACCUCGUCAACAAGCUCAAUGACUAUGGCAUCCUCUACUGCCACAUGAUCGAGCCAAGGAUGGCGCAUGUCGAUGGCCGACGCUAG